AUGUAUGUGCCUAUUCAAAUUCCGAUCACACAUUCCUUUUACUUCCAUCGAAAGGAAGUAAAGGGUGUUUGUUCUGAUCCCAUUUCCUUCUUUUUUUCCCGGUUGCCCCGAGCUGCUGCACGAGGUGCGCAGCUCAUCGUCACGACGUCGUCUCCAAAGCGCCGAAAGAUCUCGCCCGAACCCUGCAUCAGCCCUGGCCGUCGGGCUCGACGUCAGGGCCGCUCUGAACCACCGUUUUCACGCCACGGUUCCUCAUCGUCUCGUCGCUCAAAGAGUUUGUCGCUUUCCCCACCAUCGUACGUUCCUGCGCAUCUGCGGUUUCAGUCCGGAAGUCCGCCUGGCCGCUACCUGAUCCCCGCAAUCGCGACCUCCGAUAUGCCCUCCGACGCUCAAGCGGGCACACCUCCGAAGGAUGGUCGCUCUCCUUCGCCAGGUGAAAAGCGCCCAGUGUCGGAGAUCGUGGAUUCGGAUCCCGAAGGUGGGGUGAGCACAACUGCCUUCACUAGCAGCCUGCGCAACGGUGUCACUUCCCGCGCACACCACAAACAUCAAGCAUACCGUAUUUAUGGCAGUGAUGGCGCAGAUGACUAUUCGCCUUCGGCCAAUGAGGAGUCUGCACCGGGAUCACCCAAACACGAUGAAAUCCCAACCGUGCAUGAGCAGGUUGCGCAGGUGAAUGCGCUGAUGAAAGCGCCCUUGGAGAAAGGACAAAAGGGUUAUGUGGUGUCCAUGUUAUGGCUGAAGCAAGUGCUUGCUCGCACUACGUCUCCUGCAGAUCACGCACUCAAAGCAUCUUUGGAGGCUGACAUUGGUCCUGUCAGUAACCUGAACAUCAUGCUCGACACCGACCAAGCCCUCCCUGCCUUAAAAGAUGAAUGUGGCGAAAGAUUUGUGCCGCUGCAACCUGAUUUGCAAGAUUCUGUUGACUUCAGGAUUAUUCCACAGGAGGGUUGGGAACUCAUCAAGCAGUGGUAUGGCAUUGAUGAAAACUCGCCAGUAAUCAUCAGGUAUGCCCGCAACGUCAACCCAGCUGGCGAAGCUGAAAAAGUGGAAUACGAGAUCUAUCCACCUGUUCACACAAUUUUCAAAUUAUUCAACCCCGCGGCAGGCACCACACCGAGUGUUCUUAGAGAGCGCAACAAGUCGGCGGUGAGAAUAUUAACGAGCCGCUACGCGAACUUCCAGAAAUGGCUGAAGGAUGCCAAAGAACAGGCUGGCAUCGAUAUGUCCACCAAGGUUCGAGUUUGGAACAUCCUCCAACUCCCAAGCAGCACAAAGGCAUCCGCCUCAACUAGUCCCGCUGUCUCCCGCACUCAGUCGCCAGCCCCUCCCUUCGCUCUUACCCCCAAUCCAACCGAUAAAUUGCUUUUCGACUUGAACACCUUCCUCGAGCUCACGGAAGGUACUCACCGUGUGUCGCUAGGACACAUCAAAGAUCAAACGAAUAAUGCCAACUACAAUGGUCAUAUGACCCUGGGUAUCGCGGGCCUGGAAGCUGCCAGGUAUCUCAUUCUUGAGGAGCAGGUGGGCGGCCCCAAAGGUGGGGAAUGGAUAUCUGAGGUUUCUGCCAAAACCCUCAAGAGCCUGGGUAUUCCGGUCGUGCAGCCGGACAGUGACAUCGCCCCCAAAGCCGCUGUUCGCAAACACCCUUCUCCCGAACUCCCUGCCGCUAAGGCUGCGACCAAGGCCUCAAAUUCCAGCGGCACCCCUGAGUCGGAACCCGAUCCAGUUAGGUCAAUCAUUACUCGAGGUCGGAAAAACGGAAAGGUUGUUGCGGGACUGAAUAAUUUAGGUAACACGUGUUACAUGAAUUCGGCCUUGCAGUGUGUUCGGAGCGUGGAGGAAUUGUCUUACUACUUCCUCAGUAAUCAAUACAAACGACACCUAAACCCAGACAAUGUGCUCUCGUGCGAUGGUGUCAUGGCGAAACAGUACGCCGAACUUCUCAAGGAGAUGUUCCAACCAAACGGGGCUGCCAACCCAAAAGCGUUCAAGGGAGCCCUUGGUGUUUACCGUCGAGAUUUCCGUGGUUACGGCCAGCAAGACAGCCAAGAAUUUGUCAUGUUCCUCCUGGACGCACUGUCCGAGGAUCUUAGCCGUAUUGUUGGCAAGAAGCCGACUACUACCGUCCCAGAUUCAACGGAUGAAAUGAUCAACGAUCGCAAGGCCCUUGAAGCAUUCGGCCAGACAUGUUGGGAUCUCUACGAGUCCCGCAACGCCUCUGUUAUCACAGACCUGUUUGCCGGCAUGUACAAGUCAACGUUGGUUUGUCACAGUUGUGAAAAGACCAGCAUCAUUAUGGACCCUUUCACGAUGGUGUCUGUGCCGGUUUCAGACGGUGCGGAUUUCCGUGAUCAAUCAAUCAUCUUCUCGCCCCUCGAUGGGCCACCCGUGAAAUUGAACGUACGCCUCAAUGUUCAUGACACAUUGAAGGCCUGGAAGGAUUUUGUCGCCACGAAGAUGGGUAUUGAGGGGGAAAGAAUUUUCGCGGCGGAGACUCAUGAUCACUCUUUCUGGCGCCAUCUCACCACGGAUAAUGCUAGUUGGUCCAGCCUUCACAUUAGUUCGAGUGAUGUCGUUGUGUUCUUUGAUUUGGGCCCUCUUCCGGCGUCCACACAAUCCGCUGACUCAACCUCUGCUAAAGAGGAUGGAAUAAUUGUGCCGAUAUUCCACCGCAGGCUUGUUCCGCAGGACGACAAAAGACCUCGUAAGCUUUUCGGCGCGCCGUCUCUAAUCCGUCUCACUGCCGAAGAAUCCCGGAGUCUUGAGAAGAUUUACCACAAGAUUCUGGGUCAGGUCAAUAACAUGACCACUCUUGAUAUCUAUGAUGUCGAGGAGAGCGCAUCUGACGACUCGGAGACGGUUGUGACUAACGAGGAUGAUGUGCGCUCCGCAGAUUCCUGUAUCAAAACAUCGUCUGUUGAAGGCGAAGACAUUGUCAAUGUUUCCGUGCAGAGCAGCGAAAAUCCUAAGCCUGUCGAGGAAAACACAUCCCAGCAUCCUCUGUCUGGCAAGAUCUCUGCCAACCUGUUGGCACUCUUCGUCUUGAAGGUUAUGAGCACCACCGCUCAUAUUCCUGAUGGACGUGACAUAGAUCGUACGAAAGACUACACCCCCCUUACCUCUCGGAUGACCUCUCCACCGGCUUCUAGGAAGGUAUGUGUGGUUCAUCUUCGAUUUCCUUCAUUUCCGCUUGCUAACAUCCGCCAGGGAUCCGACAAUUCGUCCAACGCGUCGGCAGAUGCCAACAGUGGUGGCGACGAUACGGAUGACUCGGAAUCCGGUUCCAGCAUGCCGCUUCUUCGCCAAGGUGACGCCGUCUUGCUUGACUGGACCCCCGAUGCCGUUGAUGCCCUUUUCGGCGGCCGGGCACAUGACCCCUCGGAGGUCCGAGGUCGCCUUACUACUCACAAGGACUCACCAAACCUCGACCUCACUCGCGUUAGAAAACAAUGGCAGCUCAAGGGGCCAGUCUCUCUUGACCAAUGCCUGGACUACUUCAGCAAAGAAGAAGUCCUUAGUGCAGGGGACAGCUGGUAUUGUCCUCGGUGCAAGAAGCACGUAUCCGUGACCAAAAAGUUGGAGCUGUGGAAAACGCCAGACAUGCUAAUCUUCCAACUCAAACGCUUCAGCGCUUCCGCAACCGGGAGCACCAACAAGAUCAGAACACUAGUCGAUUUCCCUCUCGAAGGACUGGAUUUGAGCAAUCGGGUCGUAGGACCUAACGACGGAAAGACUGCUGUUUACGAUCUGAUUGCCAUCGACCGCCACCAUGGUUCUCUGCAUGGUGGCCAUUACACAGCCUACAUUAAGGACUUCAUCUCGGGCAAGUGGCUUGUGGCUGAUGACAGCAGUAUCCGUCAUGUAAGAGAGGAUAGGCUCGUCGACGAGAGUGCCUAUCUGCUCUUUUACCGUCGUCGGUCCGAUCGUCCACUUGGUAGCUCAGAACUGCGCGCGCUGGUCCAAUCUUACCAAAAAAGCCCCGAAAGCGAUGGUGAGAGUUCUGCUGGCUCCAGCAGCGCGGAGAGUUCCGCCGGCCCCAGCAGCCCCCGGCGUUCCCUGUCACCGUCAUCCGAUAGUAGCCAGACCGGAGCAGAACAGACUCCGCGAGUGAGCCGAGGGCAGGAUUCCCUCGGCAACGAUCUGUACUCUUCCUCGGAGGAGAGUUCUGAGAGCUCCGAAGAGGAUGACGAUGACAACGAUGAGACAGAAGAUUUGGAGACCACCAAUGACGAUUUGGAGACCACCAAUGACGAUUUGGGUAGCCAACGUUCGUCGGCUGAGCCCGUGGACGUUCAGCAUGAGCUCACUCCUGGGCGGGAGGAGGAUGAAUCCUCCGAUGAACUCCCUGUUGUUGAACUCCAUGUUGAGGAGUCGGAGUAG
Messenger RNA from Penicillium bovifimosum, 4383 nucleotides. RefSeq names its product putative ubiquitin-specific protease UBP12. Gene Ontology annotation, molecular function: cysteine-type deubiquitinase activity. The transcript has 4 exons. The record is from RefSeq and is a predicted model, not a curated record. NCBI's taxonomy places the organism in Eukaryota, Fungi, Ascomycota, Eurotiomycetes, Eurotiales, Aspergillaceae. Gene Ontology annotation, biological process: protein deubiquitination. The coding region runs from base 1 to 4383 and encodes 1460 amino acids.